This is a messenger RNA of Nycticebus coucang (slow loris), 7345 nucleotides long. It is a transcript of the gene ARHGEF11, whose product is annotated as Rho guanine nucleotide exchange factor 11. Lineage: Eukaryota; Metazoa; Chordata; Mammalia; Primates; Lorisidae. The transcript has 42 exons. The record is from RefSeq and is a predicted model, not a curated record. Bases 1531 to 6297 code for a protein of 1588 amino acids. Gene Ontology annotation, molecular function: G protein-coupled receptor binding; guanyl-nucleotide exchange factor activity. Gene Ontology annotation, cellular component: cytoplasm. Gene Ontology annotation, biological process: G protein-coupled receptor signaling pathway; Rho protein signal transduction.
GGCUCGGGGAGGGGGCGGGGGGCGGCCGGCCGGGCCUGCGCCCCAGCGAGCGGCGAGCCGAGGGGGAAGGGGCCGGAAGGAGGCAAGCGCGGCCGCAAAGCCGGGAGUCGGACGCCCGCUCGUGCCGCCGCCGCCGCUGCAGCCUUCCCUGUCUGCGCCCGGCCGGGGUCCGAACGGCCGCGAAGGCCGGAGCGCGGCAGCCGGGCGUGGGGCGAGUGGCCAGCGGGGCCGGGAGCAGAGGCCGGGCCGGGCGCCCAGCGCGGGGCGCGGUGGGCUCCUGCCUGCGGGAGGAGGCGAGGGGCCGAGGAGGAAAAGAGGCCGAGGGGAGCCAGGAGGGCGGAUUUUCCUGGAGGCUGGUGCGGAAGAAAAUCCCACCGCGAACUCAAAUCCACGAUUAUAAUCCAAACGAAUAAUAAGGGAGCAGUUUUUCUGGUCGGGCGAGAGGGAAAGAGGGAGAGGGCGAGAGAAGGGGUAACAGGAGGAAGCGAAACCUCCGCUUCAUGGAAGCUGAGGCCAGAGAAAUUUUCGGAGCCUGGAUGAGGAGAAGCCAAACAGCAGAACUAACUCAGGAAAUUGUCUUUCAGAAAAAGGCCAAAAUAGGCUGGGUUUGAGAAUCAGGCUGGGGUAGGUGAAGGAACCGGCAAGUUUAAAGGAAAAAAAAGAAAAAAGGAGAGAAUAUUUUCAGAGAUUUUCUCUGGUUUGUGAUUCUUGCUACCAUUUUAAAGGUAAAAAGCCUUGCAUUUCAGGUGGGUUUUUUUUUUUCCUUUUGGUCCAAUUGGCUGAUCAAAACCUUUAAUGUAAAAGCUUUUUGUGUUUUAAAGAAAUCCAUAAAUUUUGGUUCCCAGGGUUGCACUAGAUUUGGAAGGAGUGCUCUUGUGUACAUACUGUUGUAUGGUUUUAUUUAUUUGUUUUUUACUGUGCAAAUCAGGUAGAUUUUUUUUUUUUACAAGUGCCAUUUAGGAUUUAUUCAUAUAUUUUUCCUUCUUUCAAAUAUAUCUGCUGUUGUCAUUUUAAGCAUUAGAGACCAGAAAAUUAUUUUUUCUUUUUUGAAGCUAGAGGCUCUCUUGCCAACAGAAGAACAGCUGGGAAAACUGGAUUUAAAGGAUGUUUUUUAUCUGUAUUUUGAAGUUAAGAGUGAUAUUUUGAAGGCACAUUCUUUCUGUGGUUCAUUUUGUAGCCCAUACUGCUAACCUUGAAGAGAUUUGUGGUUGGGUUUUUGGUUUCUAAAAAGGUCAUAGUUUUUCUUCCUUUCCUUUCAGUUUUUUUUUUUUUUUUAGAGGAGGGAGGGGAAAGGGGGCUAAGAAAAGAGACCAUGUUAACUGGUAGAAGUAGAAUGGAGCGGCAGUUACCAGGGUCCUGAGAACUGCAGCAGAAAGGAUUCAGUCUUCAAGUUGGGAGGCCCUCCUCUCAUCUUCCUUAAAAAUUGCAAGUGCUUCGAUUCUGACCAAGACACCAAAGCUACAGGAUUCUGGAACAUUGGAGACACUGAGAAACCAUGAGUGUAAGGUUACCCCAGAAUAUAGACAGGAUAUGUCAAACAGAACUUGGAAUAAAAGACCUGUACCUCAGCUCAGCAGUCUCUUGGACUCUCCCUCCAGAGCUGACUCCCAUCUCUCCAUCCUCCCUCACCUAAACCCCAUCUCAUCUGGGUUAAGUAGCCUGUCUUCUCUGGGAGACUCUGCAUCUGAGCGCAGAUCCCCUUCCCACCAUCGCCAGCCCUCUGAUACCUUGGAAACAACAGGUCUUGUUCAGCGCUGUGUCAUCAUCCAGAAGGACCAGCAUGGCUUCGGUUUCACAGUCAGUGGGGACCGCAUCGUGCUGGUGCAGUCUGUGCGGCCCGGAGGUGCAGCCAUGAAAGCUGGUGUGAAGGAGGGUGACCGGAUCAUCAAAGUCAAUGGCACCAUGGUAACCAAUAGCUCACACCUGGAGGUGGUAAAGCUUAUCAAAUCUGGUGCCUACGUCGCACUCACACUUCUGGGCUCGUCACCUUCAUCUGUUGGUGUCUCUGGGCUCCAGCAAGACCCAGCCCCAGCAGGAGCUCCCCAGGUCACCCCAGUGGUGCCCCCGCCACCCCCUCCUCCACCUCUACCACCUCCCCAGCGCAUCACUGGACCCCGACCUCUGCAGGAUCCUGAAGUUCAAAAGCAUGCCACCCAGAUCCUCAGAAAUAUGCUAAGGCAAGAGGAAAAAGAUUUACAGCGUAUCUGUGAGGAGUAUAGCCGGAACCCUGCCAGCCUGCUGGAAGAGCAGAUCGAAGGUGCCCGGCGGCGAGUCUCUCAGUUACAGCUGAAGAUCCAGCAGGAGACUGGUGGCUUAGUGGACAUACUUCCACUCUAUGGUGAUAUCAGCCUGAGACCAUCAGAAGGCCGGCUCUCUCUGGAUUCCCAGGAGGGUGACAGUGGCUUGGAGUCUGGGACAGAACGUUUUCCUUCCCUCAGUGAGUCAUUGGUUAAUCGGAACUCAGUGCUCUCAGAUCCUGGGCUAGACAGUCCUCGGACCUCCCCUGUGAUCACAGCCCGGGUGACCCAGCACCACAGGCGCCAUGGCUCAGAUGCACCGGCACCCCCAGCCAGCGACCAGGGUGUAGAUCAAAGCCCAAAGCCUUUAAUUAUCGGCCCAGAGGAAGAUUAUGACCCGGGUUAUUUCAACAACGAGAGUGACAUCAUCUUCCAGGAUCUUGAGAAACUGAAGUCGCGUCCAGCUCACCUGGGCGUCUUUCUGCGCUACAUCUUCUCUCAGGCAGACCCCAGCCCACUGUUGUUUUACUUGUGUGUAGAAGUUUAUCAGCAAACGAAUUCCAAGGAGUCCCGGAGCUUGGGAAAAGACAUUUGGAACAUUUUCCUAGAGAAAAAUGCGCCUCUGAGAGUGAAGAUCCCUGAGAUGUUACAGGCUGAAAUUGACUCACGGCUGCGCAGUAGUGAGGACGCCCGUGGCGUGCUCUUUGAAGCUCAGGAGGCAGCCAUGCCCGAGAUCCAGGAGCAGAUCCAUGACUAUAGAACGAAGCGCACCCUGGGACUAGGCAGCUUGUAUGGUGAAAACGACCUGCUGGACCUGGAUGGGGACCUUCUCCGAGAGCGCCAAGUGGCUGAGAAGCAGCUGGCUGCCCUUGGAGAUAUUUUGUCCAAGUACGAGGAGGACAGGAGUGCCCCCAUGGGCUUCGCCCUCAAUACCUACAUGAGCCAUGCUGGGAUCCAUCUUCGGGACACACGACCUUCCAACACAGCUGACAAGGCCCAGGCUGCUCCUGACAAGGACAAGUGGCUACCUUUCUUCCCUAAGACCAAGAAGAGCAGCAAUUCCAAAAAAGAAAAGGAUGCCUUGGAGGACAAGAAGCGAAACCCCAUCCUCAAAUACAUUGGGAAGCCCAAAAGUUCUUCCCAGAGCACAUUUCAUAUUCCCUUGUCCCCUGUGGAAGUCAAACCAGGCAAUGUGAGGAACAUCAUUCAGCACUUUGAGAACAACCAGCAGUAUGAGGCCCCGGAACCUGGCACGCAGCGACUCUCCACAGGAAGCUUUCCUGAGGACCUGCUGGAGAGCGACAGUUCACGCUCAGAGAUCCGCCUGGGCCGUUCUGAGAGCCUCAAGGGCCGGGAAGAGAUGAAGCGGUCCCGGAAGGCAGAGAACGUGCCCCGCUCUCGCAGUGAUGUUGACAUGGAUGCUGCUGCUGAAGCCACACGCCUCCACCAGUCAGCUUCGUCCUCUGCCUCCAGCCUCUCCACCAGGUCUCUCGAGAACCCAACCCCUCCCUUCACCCCCAAAAUGGGCCGCAGGAGCAUUGAGUCCCCCAGCUUGGGGUUCUGCACAGACGCCCUCCUUCCCCACCUCCUAGAGGAUGACCUAGGCCAGCUGUCUGACCUGGAGCCAGAGCCAGAUGCCCAAAACUGGCAACAUACUGUGGGCAAGGACGUGGUGGCUGGGCUAACCCAGAGGGAGAUUGACCGACAGGAGGUUAUCAAUGAGCUGUUUGUGACUGAAAGUUCCCACCUGCGCACACUCCGCGUGCUAGAUUUGAUCUUCUACCAGCGGAUGAGGAAGGAGAACCUGAUGCCCCGGGAAGAGCUGUCCCGGCUUUUCCCCAAUCUGCCUGAACUCAUAGAGAUUCACAAUUCCUGGUGCGAAGCCAUGAAGAGGCUCCGGGAGGAGGGCCCCAUCAUCAGAGAGAUCAGUGACCUCAUGCUGGCUCGGUUUGAUGGUCCUGCCCGAGAGGAACUCCAGCAGGUGGCUGCGCAGUUCUGCUCCUAUCAGUCAGUAGCUCUAGAGCUGAUCAAGACCAGGCAGCGCAAAGAGAGUCGGUUCCAGCUCUUCAUGCAGGAGGCAGAGAGCCACCCCCAGUGUCGCAGGCUGCAGCUGCGCGACCUCAUCGUCUCCGAGAUGCAGCGGCUAACCAAGUACCCACUGCUGCUGGAGAAUAUCAUCAGACACACAGAGGGCGGUACCUCUGAGCAUGAGAAGCUCUGCCGGGCCCGAGAUCAGUGCCGGGAGAUUCUCAAGUACGUGAACGAGGCAGUGAAACAGACAGAGAACCAGCACCGUUUAGAGGGCUACCAGAAACGCCUGGAUGCCACUGCCCUGGAGAGGGCCAGCAACCCCCUGGCAGCAGAGUUCAAGAGCCUGGAUCUCACAACCAGAAAGAUGAUCCAUGAAGGGCUCCUUACCUGGAGGAUCAGCAAGGACAAGACCCUGGACCUGCACGUGCUGCUGCUGGAGGAUCUCCUGGUGCUGCUCCAGAAACAGGAUGAGAAGCUGCUGCUCAAGUGCCACAGCAAGACUGCCCUGGGCUCUUCGGACAGCAAGCAGACCUUCAGCCCUGUGCUUAAGCUCAAUGCUGUGCUCAUCCGCUCUGUAGCCACAGACAAACGGGCCUUCUUCAUCAUAUGCACCUCCAAGUUGGGCCCACCUCAGAUCUAUGAGCUGGUCGCAUUGACAUCAUCAGACAAGAACACAUGGAUGGAGCUGUUAGAGGAGGCUGUGCGAAAUGCCACCAGGCACCCCGGAGCUGCCCUGACACCCGUCCAUGCCCUGCCACCAGGCCGCCAGGAGCCAGCCCACCAGGGGCCCACAGCCAACAGGGCAGGACUGGAUGACUCAGAAGUGUUCCACAAUGAGCCAGAAGCUAAAGAGAUGCCCAUAGGCCCCGGUCCCCAGCAGAGGCUGCCAGGGAAGCACCCGGCACUGCUAGAGGAUCCUGAGCAGGAAGGCAGUGAGGAAGAGGAGCUGGGUGACCUGCCUCACCCUUCCACAUCCCUGGAUGAAAAGAACAGGGGUGCCCUGACAAGAGCCCCCACCCACCUAGCUCUACCAGGCCCUCCUUCCAUGGAAGGCCUGGCUGAUUCUGCCCUGGAAGAUGUGGAGAACCUGCGGCACCUGGUCCUGUGGAGCCUGCUGCCAGGUCACACCAUGGACACAGAGGUUGCUGGGGAGCCAGAGGAUGACCUGACACCUACACCUUCCAUCAUGAGCGCUACCUCUCACCCCUGGGACCCAGGCUCCCCAGGACAAGCUACCACUGAGGGGGAACAGGACACCACUCAGCUCCCAGGGCCAGUGAGGGGAGCAGAGCAGGAGGACAUGGCUCUUAGUUCUCUGGGAAACCUACCCCCAAGGACCAGAAAUUCUGGGAUCUGGGAGUCUCCAGAGCUGGACAGGAAUCCAACCGAAGAGGCUUCAAGCACAGAGGCAGCUGGAAGUUACAAAGUUGUGAGAAAAGCUGAGGUGGCAGGCAGCAAGGUUGUCCCUGCACUACCAGAGAGUGGCCAGUCAGAGCCUGAGCCACCUGAAGUGGAAAUUGGAGCAAAGGCUACGGGGAACUGCUUCUAUGUCAGCAUGCCAGUAGGACCCCUGGACUCAAGCACUGACCCUUCUGGGGCACCCAUGAGCCCCUCCCAGCCCGACAGUCUCCCUGCCUGGCAGACAGAGCCUCGGCCUCAGCUAUCAGGAGCCAGUGGAGGUCAAAGACACCCCAGCUGUUCUGCCCACAGCCUGGCCCUCAGGGACGUGGGCAUGAUCUUUCGGACCAUUGAGAAGCUCACCCUCAAGCUCAACAGGCUCAAGGACAUGGAACUGGCCCACAAGGAGCUGCUCAAGACCCUUGGGGGAGAGUCAUCAGGUGGUACCACGCCUGUAGGCAGUGUCUACACGGAGGUGACCAGAUGGACAGAUAGCUCCCUCUCCCCUCCUAAGGAGCCCCUGGCCUCUGACUCCAGGAAUAGCCACGAACUGGGGGCCUACCCUGACGAUGGCUCUGACACACCCCUGGAAGACAGAACAGCAGAUACAGCCACAUUGCCAGGACCAUGACCGUCCGAACCACAUCUGCACCCCAUUCCUCCUCUGAGCACUGGCCUUAGACUGGGGUGCAGAAUGGGUAGGCUCGAAACUUCUUUUCUGUGGGAGCCACAUUGGGGAAACCAGGAUCCGACUGAGGCCUCCGGGGGACCCGCAUGUUUCUUGGUCUGCUCAGACUGGAGUCAGGUGUCAAUGUUUUUCCCUCCCUCAUCUACCCUCCAAGGCCUGUGUCCCCUUGAGCAUGCUGACUGCAUCUGAAAGGCCCUGCUUCCCACGGGCCGCCCUGCCCACACGCAUGUCAGCACGUGUGCGUGUGCACGUGCACCUGGAUGUGCAAGUGAAAGAUGGAGGCUUCUGUGUAGACGCACUUUCUCCCUCCCCCUUUCUCUGCAGGGCUCCAGGUGGAGGCAGGUGCCUCUCCUUCUCUAGGUCACUUUGGUUUCCUAUAAAUAUGUAUGUAUUGUAUGUGCAUCUCUGCUCUAUACAUAACUUAGACCAUUUUGUUUCUGUUCCUGGAGUGCUGGAAUCUCCUGUUAACAGCUGGGCUCCAGGAUCAGGGAGCCAGACCUGGGUGUCCCUGUCCCCUAUGGCAGGGAGGUCUUCCAGCCUCUAGUCCCACCUGGCUCUAAAGCCACCCCACCCCAUGCAGCUGGAUGCCCAGCUACUCCCUCCCUCCCAGGACUUCUCAUUUCACAAGGUGGGGACUCUCUCCUAUGUUCACCCUUCCCCACCCUCUCCCUGUAGAGAAGUAGCAUAGCAGGUAUGGAGGUGGACUUAGGGAUCUGAAUGCUGGAGUCCCUGAACUGCCCCAGAACCAUCCCAGGGCCAUUGCAGCACUGGCCCCAUCGCCACUAUGUUCUCAGCCCUCUCCCCAGUGAACAGAAUAUACACACUGUGCUAGGUGUAUAUAUACAUAUAUAUAUAUAUAUAAAUAUAUAUAAUAUAUAAAAUGCAGAUAUGGAAAUGACGGUUUUGCUGUUAAGAUAAUGUAUACUCUUUUAUUUUCUUCCUUUCAUGGUAAGUUUUUUGUUUUUUUUUAAGAAAAGUUAAAUAUUCUUCA